AUGCUCCUCUCCACGCUGCUCAGUCCUUAUACCCUCGUGGCCGUGGUUGCCGUCUACUUUGUGCUUCCCUACCUGAAACUAUGGAGGUUGAGCGAUAUCCCGUCACCCAGUGUGGCUGCGUUCACAAAUCUGUGGUUGAUGCUACAAGCUCGCAGGGGUCAGCGCUCCAUCACGGUUCAUGAAAUGCAUAAGAAAUAUGGCAAGAUGGUUCGCAUAGGACCGAAUCACAUCUCGAUUGCCGACGAUGCAGCAAUCCAGACGAUUUACGCUCACGGAAACGGCUUCCUGAAGGCAGACUUCUAUGACGCCUUCGUUUCGAUCCGUCGCGGCCUCUUCAAUACCAGAGACCGCGCUGAGCACACUCGAAAGCGAAAGACCAUCUCUCACACAUUCAGUGCCAAGUCGAUCGGCGAGUUCGAGCAGUACAUCCAUGGCAAUGUCGAGCUCUUUGUCAAGCAGUGGAACAAGCUGUCAGACCUGGAAGCCAACCCAAAGACCGGCUACGCCAGCGUUGAUGCCCUCAACUGGUUCAACUACCUUGCCUUUGACGUGAUCGGAGAUCUUGCCUUUGGUGCUCCCUUUGGCAUGUUGGAAAAGGGCCAGGAUAUCGCCGAGAUGCGCAAGUCCCCCGACGGCCCGCCAACCUACGUACCCGCCGUCGAAGUCCUUAAUCGCCGUGGGGAGGUCUCCGCCACCCUCGGAUGCUGCCCCGCCCUCAUUCCGUUCGCAAAGUACAUCCCGGACCGCUUUUUCAAAGACGGCCUGGAGGCGGUUGCAAACCUGGCGGGUAUCGCCAUCGCACGUGUGAACGAGCGCCUAAAGCCCGAGAACAUGGCGAACAACACCCGUGUCGAUCUACUGGCUCGUCUUAUGGAAGGAAAGGACGAGACAGGCGCGACUCUUGGUCGCCAGGAGCUCACAGCCGAAGCACUCACGCAGCUAAUUGCCGGGUCGGACACUACCUCCAACACCUCGUGUGCCAUUCUCUACUGGGCCCUCAGAACUCCUGGUGUCAUUGAGAAGCUGCACAAGGCUUUGGACAAGGCUAUCCCUCAGGGCAUUGAGGUUCCUUCUUUUGCAAUGGUGAAAGAGAUUCCCUAUCUCCAAUGGGUGAUUUGGGAAACCAUGCGUAUUCACAGCACAUCUUCCAUGGGCCUUCCCCGAGAAAUCCCUGCCGGAAACCCCCCUAUCGAGAUCUGCGGUCACCUCUUCUACCCCGGUGACAUCCUCGCCGUCCCCGCAUAUACCAUCCACCACUCUACCGAAGUCUGGGGCCCGGAUGCAGACGAGUUCGUCCCCGAGCGGUGGGAUCCCGCUCGCCUCACGGCCCGCCAGAAAGCAGCCUUCAUCCCUUUCAGCACGGGCCCUCGUGCAUGCGUGGGACGCAACGUCGCCGAAAUGGAGCUCCUCGUCAUCUGCGGUACUUUCUUCCGCAUGUUUGAUUACCAGCUGGAACAGGAGGGGCCGAUGCUGUGCCGCGAGGGAUUCCUGCGCAAGCCGCUAGGCCUAAAUGUUGGGAUAAAGCGCAGAGUUCCUGCGUAG
Penicilliopsis zonata CBS 506.65 is the source of this 1542-nucleotide messenger RNA. RefSeq lists its product as hypothetical. The record is from RefSeq and is a predicted model, not a curated record. The coding region runs from base 1 to 1542 and encodes 513 amino acids. The transcript has 3 exons. Gene Ontology annotation, molecular function: monooxygenase activity; heme binding; oxidoreductase activity, acting on paired donors, with incorporation or reduction of molecular oxygen. NCBI's taxonomy places the organism in Eukaryota, Fungi, Ascomycota, Eurotiomycetes, Eurotiales, Aspergillaceae.